AGAAAAAGGCAAAUUUAAGCCAAAAUAUACUGCGGUAAACCCUUACACAGACCCUCAAAAAUGGCUCUCUAUCGCUCUCAUUCUCUGUAAAACACUUGGUUUGAGACUCCUACUGAUAAAGCAAAGGUAAUCUCACUAUUCAUUCAAAAUCUGUCCUUUUUUAAAUCGUUCUCAAAAUGAAAGAUUUGAUGGAAAAAUCAUUAAAAAACCCCGAGUUAUUAGGUACAAGUGAAGGGAUUGAUAGAAUAAGCUAUUUGCCAGAUGAUAUACUCCACAAUAUCCUUUCAUCUCUUUACAUUUUUGAUGUGGUUCACUUAAGCAUUUUGUCUAAAAGAUGGAACUAUAUAUGGAGGACAAUGCCUUACUUGUAUUUCGAUAUUUUUCGCUUCGUUUAUAAACGGAUUAAACAGCCUUGGGAUUUGGUUAAUGCUGAAAAUUUCAAAGACUUUAUCAAUUGGGUCUUAAUUACCCAAUUUGCUGAUAAUCUUGUUUGCUUUAAGCUCCGUUGUGGCGAUCUUUUUGAUAAAGGGGCUAUUUUUCGAUGGGUUCGUGUGGCAACAAGUCGAAAUGUUCAAGAACUUGUGUUAAGUUUUUGUCCUGCUGAGCCAUUUGAGUUGCCAUUUUGUGUUGCGACUAGUGAAUCUUUACGAGUUCUGAAAUUAGAGCUUAAUGGGGGUAUACUUAAGCUGCCUAAUCAUAUGGGAUUUUCCCAGCUCAAAUUGCUUAAUCUUGAAAGACUUGACUUAUCGAACGAGCAUUUGACAUGUUGUUUGCUCUCAAAAUGUCCCGUCCUAGAAAAAUUGAUACUGGAUGAGUGUACUUUUGGAACUACGAUUGAUAUUGCUUCGACAUCUCUGGUUUACGUGUCUCUACAGAAAGGUGUUGACGAUGGAGAAAUUUACAGAAAUUGUAAUGUCAAAAUUUCUUGCCCGAAUCUCAAGGUCUUGAAAUAUGGUGCUCCAAUGGCAAAGGAUAUAAUUUUAGAGAAUCUCUUCUCUAUAGAAGUUGUUCACAUCUUAUUUUUUGAUCUGGAUGAUGUAACCGAAGAACUUGGCAUGCUUGUGCAUAAGAUGAUCAAGAAUGUUCCUUCUACAUCUGCUUUGAAAUUAUGCAUCAAUUCCAUUUCAGGUCUGCAUAGUGUAUCUCGUGAAGUAAGAAACUUUCCAGUCACGUUUUAUAACCUCAAGUCCUUAAAAUUGACAGUGACAAUUGAUGUAUUUAGCAUGGAAGUCAUGAUGCUAUUGCUCAAGCAUUCUCCUAAUUUAGAGGUUCUUAAUUUGUUUUCCGAUGAUGCUGAUGGCCGGGAUGAAAACUUGAAGCCGCAUGAACCUAGUGAAAGCUUUGUGUGCUUCGAAUCUCAUCUAAAAUCGAUCAAGUUGGCUGGUUUCAAAUACCAUGACAAUGAGAUGGAGCUACUAAGGUUUUAUCUGAAGAAUGCACAUGUAUUAGAAAAACUGAUAAUUGUUUGGGAUCGCCAUGCUGACAUAUCAGAAGAGGCAUCGGAGGAGGUUUUGAAGUUUCCUAGAACUUCUUCACAUGUUGUCGUGACAUUUCUUGAUUUCAACCUCAAAUCAAGAUCUCGUUACCGCACAAUAUAGUUUAAAAGAGGUUUUGACUGUUAGUACUUAGACUGUAAUGAGCAAGUACAUGGCACCUCUAAGUUUAUGAAUUUCUACUACUAUUUUUCCUUUAAAAAAGCACGGAAAAUUCAGCUGGACAUCCCUCGAUGAAGCAUGUUUGACUCAGGACAACCUCAACAGAAGAAACACAUAAGCAUGUGUUACAUGUGUCUUCAAAAUUCAGAAAGUAUCUGUUGUUGUUACUAAGUUGGACUCAGUUGGGCUUGCCACACACAAUUGAAGAUGCAUAUGAAAAAGUUGGCUUACAGAGAGUAGAUAAAGCCAUUAAGAAAAUCUGGAUGAUGAUCCCUGCAAAUAUUUUUGUUGUGUUUGGACAGAAAGGAACUGCAGACGUAUCGAUGGAAUUUUAGUUCCAAAGUACUCCCUAAGACCUAGAUGUUUGCUUAACUUAUUUAGCUGGAGCAACUUAACUCUGUUAAAUAGUGCCAUUCAACUUUUGGAUUUUGUUAGCUCCUUAAUCAUAUAAUAUAGUCUCUUCUCAUGGACUCUGUGAUGCCUGUUUCAAUGAAACUUUUUACUUCAUCAAGAACUGCCGAAAAUAAUUUCUGUAUGGUCGAAAUAUCUACAUUAAAAGAAAUUUUAUUAUGAGA
Lycium barbarum (goji berry) is the source of this 2230-nucleotide messenger RNA. Its product is annotated as putative FBD-associated F-box protein At3g50710. The record is from RefSeq and is a predicted model, not a curated record. Bases 177 to 1598 code for a protein of 473 amino acids. The transcript has a single exon. Gene Ontology annotation, molecular function: protein binding. NCBI's taxonomy places the organism in Eukaryota, Viridiplantae, Streptophyta, Magnoliopsida, Solanales, Solanaceae.